AUGGAGAAUCAGCAAGGAGUUUUCUUCAAUGUCACCGGCGAUAUCAUCGCCCAAAGCGGCAUGCGGUUCGAAGUGAAAGACGACUAUAUUCCUACAACGGCCGAGUAUUUUUACAGAACCACAGAGAUUGGAUGGAUUCGCAAAGCCGAUUUUCCGAGAAUAAGGGAUAUCUUGGAAGCCUUGCCCCGACCGACCAAACAGCAGGGACUUGACUUCUGGAGCAUGGACCCAGCUAAGCGGAACAAGCUUACUUGGACAAAGCAGAAUGGGGAACUUUACGGGCCAGGCGAACAAAGACGACCAAUCAUCAAAUUUGUCAUCGGUGUCAUGCGCAAAAGAUCAAAUGCUCCGGAGAAAAGCCAUGCUCGAAAUGCCGAGCGCUAUUUAGAGCAACUUCUCAAAGAUAGCCAAGAGCUGCAUGAUCAACGAAAUCGUUUGAAACAGGAAAGCCGCUCAAACGGACACGAGCAGAGCUCUCGGCUCCUACAAGUCGAUGGGGAUGCAGCCAAUGCGAACACCGAGCCCCUAGUGCAGGGUAAUCUGCUUAGUGAGAAGCCAUGGUUUCAAUCCAACGAUACUUCAGUGAUUCCUUCUUACAUCAGCGAUGCAACUUGCGUUGCUUUCGCCACCCGUUUGUGCCAGUCCUUGAAAGGGACCAACAUGCCAAUACCCCAUCUUCCAAGAUCGCGUUAUACUGACGAGUCAACAAUUUCAUCUUUACUUCAUGCGGACAUACAAUGGCCCGGCCUUGUAAGUGCUCAGCUAUUAGUCAAGACGUCACUCGGUCAUAUCUUCCCGAUUUUUCAUUUGGUAUUGAAAAGAGACACAUUGGACAUGCUCCAUAGCGUCUAUCACAGGGGCGACUUCGAUAAUCCGGGUAUCAAGUGCAAAUACUUUGCUCUUUUCGCCAUCGCUCAAGUUCUUUCAACUCCUCGUGAUCUUUCCAACAAGUCGAGUGUACCUGGCUUGGCCUAUUUUGCCAAAGCGUGGAGCCUGAUCCAGGUCGUCCCCGAGCGACCAAGCAUGAUUCAUAUAGAAAGUUUGCUCUUGAUUGCUUUCUUCUGCCAAUUUUUGAACCGCUUUCACUCCGCCUACGUUUUGAUCGGGAAUGCGUUACGACUUGGCCUCAGCCUUGGCUUAAACUACAACAUCCCGCAAACUCAAGAUUUACACCCAGUAGCACGAGAACACCGUAUCCGGAUAUGGUGGACCAUCUACGUGCUUGACCGAUUCUGGGGCUCAAAGUCAGGAUUUCCUGUGCAAAUUCACGACGAGGAUAUCCAUGUCGAUCUACCGUCGGUUUUGGUAUCUGAGACAUUUCACGAUCAAUUUUCGGACGGCGCUUAUCAGGUGGCAGCAAUAGAGCUUGCUAGAAUUAUUGGUGACACAACGGGAGAGAUAUAUUGUCGAAAGAUUUCAGCCGAGACCUUUUUGUAUCGUGAACAGCGACUUUUGACUCAGUUGAAACAGUGGGUUCAGUCUCUUCCUGAACAUCUGAAACUCAGUGCGGAAUACCCAAACCCGAAACAUAGAGUUCAGAUGCAUCUCCAGUUCAAUUUUUGCGUCAUCCUGGCAAUUCGACCAGUCCUCCUACAUGUGCUCGCUUUAAAAAUGAAAGACAAAACUGAACAGUCUAUGGAUUCCAUUUCGCCCAUCCUAAUCACUUUGAGCAAGGCAUGUAUACACGCAGCAAGACACUCGCUAGCAUUAUGUGUGAAUGAAUGGACCGGCGGAUCACUCUCAAUAUUUGGCUACUGGUUCCCUGCCUUCCUCUUCUCUACUGCAUUAAUCCUGGUGAUUUCGAGUCUUUUGCCACUCGGGGAUCCAAGCGACUUGGCAUCGGCUGAAACAGCAACUGAGAUCCUCAAGGCUCUCAGCUUAUCAGAUGGUCUGGCAGCAAGAGACCUAUACGAACGGAUGCAGCGCGUGCGCCAGUGUCUUCACGAUAGUCAAAUAUACUCUGCAUCGACACUUUCCCACGGUGCUGUGGACAAUAUUGCCAAUAUAUUGCCGAUGACCGAAGAACCGGAUUCCGAAUCACUACAACCAACCCAGAUUUCAGAUAAUCUCCAAUUCUCCAUGGGUCCUGUGGAGGAUCUGAGUCAUCCGACGUUUGAAUCCGAUGUGCCAUAUCUUACCACGGAGAUGGCUCUGCAUCAACCCACCAUGCUAGAUUUUCUGACCCAGUCUCACGCGGACAUUGGACUACUUGAUCCAGUGGAGAUGUUCAAUGAUUUUGACCUAGCUUUUUCAACGUCUGCCAAUUGA
Penicillium coprophilum is the source of this 2268-nucleotide messenger RNA. Its product is annotated as Transcription factor. The coding region runs from base 1 to 2268 and encodes 755 amino acids. The record is from RefSeq and is a predicted model, not a curated record. Lineage: Eukaryota; Fungi; Ascomycota; Eurotiomycetes; Eurotiales; Aspergillaceae. Gene Ontology annotation, cellular component: nucleus. Gene Ontology annotation, molecular function: sequence-specific DNA binding; zinc ion binding. Gene Ontology annotation, biological process: DNA-templated transcription; positive regulation of transcription by RNA polymerase II. The transcript has 5 exons.